Parathielavia appendiculata is the source of this 2145-nucleotide messenger RNA. RefSeq names its product alpha/beta-hydrolase. Lineage: Eukaryota; Fungi; Ascomycota; Sordariomycetes; Sordariales; Chaetomiaceae. Gene Ontology annotation, biological process: protein demethylation. Gene Ontology annotation, molecular function: protein methylesterase activity. The transcript has 3 exons. The record is from RefSeq and is a predicted model, not a curated record. Bases 263 to 1786 code for a protein of 507 amino acids.
CCUCACCCAAGCUCAAUUGGCUCCUCAACGCCAUCCCUACAUCAUGAACUUUGGUCUGCUGACAUCCAGGAGGGACAAUCCAACUAGGUAGUUGUGUGCUUUUAAUCAUCUCCCUUCGUAGAGGUCCUGCUCACUCAGACUCCGUUGUUCCGUCACCUACGAAAUCUGAGACCUACUUUGACACUAGACGAGGAAUGGCUUCGGCGGCCCAGCAAGGCCAUUGAUGAUACGCUCCGAGUCCUUCUGAGACGGUCAGCGGAACAUGAGCGACCUGCGAAAGAAGUGGGCCAAAGCAAGAAUUAGCACGGCCAUGCAUGCCAUGGCACCGCCUCCGCCACUGGCCGACUCCAUCUGCGAGGCUGACGAGGACCGCUUCGGCUCUGGCUCGGUGCCCAACACACCGCAGGACGAUGACUCGUCGUCGGCCUCGUCUAUGUCAUCUACAGGAACCGUCAUUCCUUCACCGGGCAGAGCACUGUUUGCUAGGCCGCAGGGUCUUCCCGGCCGCUCCCUCGACCCCAUCCCCUGGACGACUUACUUUGAGCGGGAGCUCUUACUCCGGUCGCCUGACGGCUCCAUCACCUACCACGCCUACCUCACCUCGCCCACCCCGUCCUCGGGGCGAGGCAACCCCCCCGGCCCGCUCUUUGUCACCCAUCACGGCGCAGGAAGCUCGGGUCUGUCAUUUGCGGUGCUCAGCGCAGAGAUUCGGAAGCGCCUGCCGUCGGCAGGGAUUCUGUCGCUAGACGCGCGCGGGCAUGGGCUGACUACCACCCACCACUCCGCUUCAUCUACCCUCGCCAUCCAUGGCGAGGAAGCAACAGAAGGAGGAAAUGGGAAAGUGGAAGACCUCAGUCUCCCCACCCUCGCCGCUGACCUCCUCGCUGUUAUAACUCUGACCCAGUCCGCCAUGCACUGGCCUACACUACCGCCCAUCUUACUAGUAGGGCACUCACUUGGCGGCGCAGUAGUGACGGAACUGGCUUGCUCUCUGGCAAGAAGCAGCACCACUACCACCAACAUCAGCAAAGCACCAGCCUCCAUGGAAACCACCACGUCCGGGCCAAGUGGAGGCACAGGUAGCAGAGACGACACAAGCACAGCCACAAAAGUAGACCUCCUGGGCUACGCCGUCCUGGACGUCGUCGAAGGCUCGGCGCUUGACGCACUGCAGAGCAUGCACGCGUACCUGGCGACGCGCCCCGCCGGGUUCGACACGCUGCGCGACGCUGUCGAGUGGCAUGUGCGGUCGCGGACUGUGCGCAACGCCAUCAGCGCGCGGGCGAGCGUGCCCGGGUUGCUUGUCCAUCAGGGACAACCACCACCACAAGCACAUGAACAGCAAGCGGGGGUUGUUGGAGAUGAUGGUGAGGAACAAAUGGUUGAGGAGGAAGACGGGCUUGUUGCAGAGAGCGGAAUUGUAAACGGCAGCGGAACGGGGAGAAAGGGCAUUAGCAAACCGUGGCGGUGGCGGACGGACCUGGCCGAGACGCAGCCCUUCUGGGAGGGGUGGUUUGGCGGGCUGAGCAAGAAGUUCCUUUCUGGCAAGGGCGGCAAGAUGCUGUUGCUGGCCGGGACGGAUCGGCUCGACACCGAGUUGACAAUUGGGCAGAUGCAGGGCAAGUAUGCGCUGCAGGUGUUUCCCGAGGCGGGACACUUCAUCCACGAGGACCUACCCGAGAAGACGGCGAUGGCGCUGGUUGACUUUUACCGCAGGAAUGACAGGAGCGCGCUGGUGCUGCCGCCCAAGGUGUCUGAGUUGUUGGCGCAGGGUAAGAGGGUGUAAGAUGUGCCGAGGGAUAGCUGAGCCAUCCUUACGAUGAUUGGUAUACAUGUGUUCGUACAUGCGGUAGAUCCGGAAAGAGUAAGAUACCACACGACUUGCCAUAUAUGGAGGAGGGCUCGUGGUGAGAUGAUGAGAUGAAAUUGUAUCGUGUCUAGUAUAUAAGUUCUAUUUUCUCAGACCCGCACCAGGAUAUCGUUCCAAGCCCACCCCGUGAAAAUGCCAUGCCCGUACGCCAACCGACCGCUGUAAGAUGCAAAGAGAAUGCUCACUUUAUACCGCAAUCGACGCAGGUGCAGCGACAGGAGUAGGAUCAGCGACCUCGACUCUCUUCGCCGACUGCUCUUUGUCCACACUCCCUU